UCCGAGGCUUUUUCCCAGAAAUUCCUCCUUAUAAACAACGGAUAGCCGGCUGAAGACAGGAAAAUGGUAAGGUAGCCAAUUGGGGGAGGAUACCGAAGUGAGGGAUAACCAAGAAUUAUUGAGAGAAGAGAGAGAGAGCAAAAAUGCCGCCGUCUUGCCUAAAUGAGGUCUCACAGGUAUGCCUUCAUGGCUGCUGCCCAAACCCUCUCCUCAACCUGCCAACACAGGAGAAAACUAUCUCUAAGCCCAGAAGCUCUUCUUCAGCUUGUCGCCGUGACUUUGCAACAAAAACUACAUCCUCCAUCUUUCCAAACACCAAGUUUACCAACCAUGAAUCUCUCCCAUCUUUGCAAGAAUCAUUCCUUGAAUUCGUCAAAGCUUACCCCCAAUACUCAGCUACUGAUCAAGUUGACCAAAUCCGAGCCCAGGAAUACUACCAUCUCUCUCUCUCCGACCAUACCUGCCUUGAUUAUAUUGGUAUCGGCCUCUUCUCCUAUUCUCAGCUGCAAAACCAGGACUCCUCAAGAAACCAAGUUGCAUCUUCUUCCUAUCCUCCACUACCCCCAUCACCUCCUUUAAAAUCAGAUUUUCCCUUCUUUAGUAUAUCCUUAAAGACGGGGAAUCUAAAGAUGCAGCUACUUCAUGGUGGCCGAGAAUCAGAAUUCGAAUCUGCAAUGAAGAAAAGGAUAAUGGGUUUUCUUAAUAUUUCUGAAAACGAUUAUUGCAUGGUUUUCACUGCAAACAGAACCUCAGCUUUUAAACUUUUAGCAGAAGCUUACCCAUUUCAAUCUAAUCAGAAGCUUCUGACAGUUUAUGAUUAUCAGAGUGAGGCAGUGGAAGCAAUGACAAAUUGCUCUGAAAAAAAAGGAGCACGAAUUAUGUCAGCAGAGUUUUCAUGGCCGAGACUGAGGAUUCAGUCGGCGAAGCUAAGGAAGAUGGUUGAGAGUAAGAAGAAGAAAAAGAAAAGGGGACUCUUUGUCUUCCCGCUUCAUUCUCGAAUAACAGGAGCCAGAUACCCUUAUCUCUGGAUGAGCAUAGCGCAGGAGAAUGGGUGGCAUAUCCUGAUUGAUGCUUGCGCAUUGGGACCGAAGGACAUGGACAGCUUCGGCCUCUCUCUCUUUCGUCCGGACUUCCUCAUCUGUUCCUUCUACAAGGUUUUUGGGGAAACCCCAUCUGGGUUUGGGUGCCUCUUUGUAAAGAAGUCUACUAUUCCAAUUCUAGAAGCUACUACGAGUGCCGGUAUUGUUAAUAUUGUACCGGCAAAGAAGCUGUUUCAGUUAGGGGAUGAGUCUUCUGGUACCGACACAGAGCUUGAACAGGCAUCUAAAGCUGGACUACGAGGAGACGAUUUAGCAUCGUCGAGCUCUUUCUCCGGUCAUUUACAAAUACGAUUGGAACAUGAGUUGUCAGGGGAAUUGAAAGGAUUGGAAGAUUCCGAGAUUCGGGAAUCAGAAAAACCUGCUGAUUUAACUAAACUUGGAAAUGCUGAAAGCAGCAGAAAUUGGAGGCAAGAAUUUGAGUGCAGGUGCUUGGAUCAGGUGGACUCCUUGGGACUAAUACUGAUUAGUAACAGAGCAAGGUACCUGAUCAAUUGGCUGGUGAGCUCUUUGAUGAAGCUUGAGCAUCCUAACACAGAGGGAAUUCCCUUGGUGAGAAUAUAUGGACCAAAAAUCAAAUUUGAAAGAGGACCUGCUUUGGCAUUCAACAUAUUUGAUUGGAAAGGGGAGAAGUUUGAGCCUGUUCUUGUACAGAAACUUGCUGAUAGAAGCAACAUUUCUCUGAGCUAUGGAUUCUUACAUAAUAUCUGGUUCGCAGAUAAGUACGCAGAAGAGAAGGAGAGAAUACUAGAGGUAAGAGGAAAUGGAUCGAUGAAAAUAGUGAAAAACAAGAGUAAAGACAAAGCUGAUCAAGGAAUAACUGUAGUUACAGCUGCACUUGGGUUCCUGGCCAAUUUUCGAGACACCUACAAGCUUUGGGCUUUUGUUGCUCAGUUCCUGGAUGCCGACUUUGUGGAGAAGGAGCGAUGGAGAUAUACUGCUCUUAAUCAGAAAACAGUUGAAGUUUAAUAAGGAACUUACUCGAUUAUUCUUCAGGAUGCUGGAGUUCAGAAAGUGAAGCCUCAAGAUUUCCAAACAUAUGGAAAGUAAAUUGUCAUAGGAGAGGUAAUACCAUUUAUUGUUUCAUAUAAAGACUUUCAGAAUCUUUCGGACAGUCCAUUGUCUUGUAUAUACUGGCUUUCUAGAUUUUUCUUUGCACAUGUAUUUCAUCAGAACAAAUCUGCAACCGAUACCAACAUGGUAGGGUGUAGCAAACUUUUUUUUUUUCCUUCCCCAAAAUUAUCGAACAUUCUGCCUACCACAAA
Juglans microcarpa x Juglans regia is the source of this 2362-nucleotide messenger RNA. RefSeq names its product molybdenum cofactor sulfurase. The record is from RefSeq and is a predicted model, not a curated record. Bases 144 to 2066 code for a protein of 640 amino acids. The transcript has 2 exons. NCBI's taxonomy places the organism in Eukaryota, Viridiplantae, Streptophyta, Magnoliopsida, Fagales, Juglandaceae.